CUUUAUCACCAGUCGUGAAUCAACUUUUAUAUCUGUUGGUCUGCAUCUUAACUAUCGCUCCAUCUAAUUGAAUCAAAUGGCUCCUAAUGUGCUGAUACUCGGAGGUGUCGGAUUUAUUGGUCGAAACCUCGUAUCUUUGCUAGUUGAAAACAACUUGGCUGCUUAUAUUCGAGUGGUUGACAAGGUGCUACCAGCCACUGCCUACCUGUCAGAUGCUCACAAAAAGGUUUUUGCUGACCCAAAAGUCGAGUUCAAGCAGGCAAACCUGGUGAAUGCUGCUUCUGCUGAAAAAGCUUUUACCAGAGAGGACAAUUCCCAAUUUGAUAUUGUGUUCAAUCUUGCUGCUGAAACCAAAUACGGCCAAGCGGAAGAGGUUUACGAUGAAAAAGUAUAUCAGCUAUCCAUGGCUGUUGGUAAAGAGGCUGCCAAACGCGGUAUCAAGGUUUUUGUUGAAAUAAGUACCGCACAAAUAUACGAUGCUGGAAAAAAACCAUCAGCAGAGGAUGGUAAACUCAAACCAUGGACCCUCGUUGCAAAAUCAAAACUCAAGGCUGAAGAGGAGCUUAAAAAACUUGCUGGUCUUAACCUGAUUAUUGCGCGUCCAGCAAUUGUCUAUGGCCCCAACGAUGUUCUUGGAAUCACACCACGUUUGAUCAUUGGUGCAGUCUACAAACAUCUCAAGGAAGAAAUGACUUUGCUGUGGACCAAGGAUCUAAAGCUAAACACUGUUCACGUUCGUGAUGUUGCUCGCGCACUUUGGCAUAUGGCAGCAACCAAGGAUGAUAAAGGCGGUCGCGUAGGAGAUGUUGUUCCAGGCACAACCUAUAACAUUGUUGAUAAAAAUGACACUGACCAAGGCAUUGUGAACAAGCAUAUCGAGUCUAUUUUUGGUAUCAAAACUGGAUUUCAAGGUACAAUGAUUAGCCAAUUUGCAAAGCUCAAUUUGGAUUCUGUUACAGAGGACGUAAAUGACAAGCAUCUGCAGCCAUGGUCAGAGCUUUGCAAGACAGGCGGUAUUGCAAAUACUCCACUGACACCAUACCUCGACAAGGAGCUUUUAAAGGACAAUUCUUUGAGUAUUGAAGGCAUUAAAAUUGAAAAAGAGCUCGAGUUCAAGUUUGAUCAUCCAGUAAUGACCGAGCAGUUAUUGCGUGAAGUCAUUGAUGGGUUUAUUGCACAGGGUAUCUGGCCCAAAGAUGUUACAAAAUAACAAUGUUUUGAUCGAGGCUGCAUACUUGAAAACCCAAACGUGCCAAGUAUUUUGUUGUUGAAAACAAGACUUUUGCUUCAACGCCCCUUAUUACUUCUUUUUUUAGCAAUGAAUGAGACUUUAAACCCAUC
Batrachochytrium dendrobatidis JAM81 is the source of this 1341-nucleotide messenger RNA. RefSeq lists its product as uncharacterized. Lineage: Eukaryota; Fungi; Chytridiomycota; Chytridiomycetes; Rhizophydiales. The transcript has 8 exons. The coding region runs from base 77 to 1210 and encodes 377 amino acids. The record is from RefSeq and is a predicted model, not a curated record.